AUGUUGUCGGCUCCCGUUAAAUCGGCGAAGCGCAUCUCCUCCCUUUUCUCGCUGGGCUCGCACAAGGACCAGAAUGCGCCCGCGUCACCGUUGACGACUGGUCUGAACGCCUCCUCAGCCGACCUCUCACAGGACCGACGACGACGAAGCAGCUCGCGCCCGACUCGCCAUGUGUCCACCCCCAAUGCCGUCCUGGCCGAGCCCCGAACCGUCCCGCCCACGACGUUGGAGCCAUUCGACCUCGAGAGCCUGCCACCCCCGCCAUCGUUGUUGAGUGUGAACCAUGACCUCGCCAGCAGCGCCCCUAGCUCGCCCACGGAUGCUCGCCCACGUAGCAGAGGCCGUGAUAUGAGUCGGCCGUCCAGUUCGGCCGGGUUGGCGAUCCCAGGCGCUACCCCCGAUUCCCGUCCGAGCACGCCAUCGAAACGUCGCAGUUGGAUGCCCGGCAUGGUUGGUCGCUCACGAGCCAACUCGAUCGAUAAACGAACCCCAACCACUCCGGUGGUCCCCACGGCCUGGAUUGCAGGACUGGAUCAGAAAGUUGUGUACGACGUGGGACCACUGUCCCGGGGUGAACAGAUCCCCGAGUUAUGGAACGAACAAGGCGACACAUUCGUUUAUCUGUUCCCCCAGAACACUGGUCGAUCGCCCUCCUUCAAAGUGGAUUCUACCAUCUUCGCUGAAUCACCUUCUCUCACUUAUCUGGCCCGUGGCGCAGAUGUCAAAACCAACGGCCUGGAACAGCCCACCCGCACGCUUUCACUACAGAACCCAAUCUCUCCACCGCUGACUCCGCAAGAUCGGCUCGAUGACGACGAUAAUGACAGCUCCGGCAGCCAGCGCCUGGCCUUCGUGGACGAUGGACAGGACGAUAUGCAAGAAUUGCAUCUCUACUUGCCCAUUCCCCUGAACAGCGAUGUAUCCAACCCCCAAUGUCGGCUCUCCCAAGAGGAUCUCGAGACUCUGCUGCUCUUCCGCAACUUGUUCGCCUUUCUGCUGGGCCAGUCCCUCAUCGCCUCGCCCAAGUCGUCCUCGCUAUUUAGUAUCUUCAUGGACGUUGCCGUUCUGCUGGCCCGAUUUGAAUUCUCGAAUCUGGAUGGAUCCAACUUCGGUGAAACCGCCACUUCCAGCUUCAGCAACUAUUGUGACGAGCUUCGUUUGGGAGAUGUGCGCAAGAGUCGUGAAAAGACCAUCGAGGCAGUUGUGCUAGGCGAACGUCUGCGGUAUUUCCCGCUCUACGUGGAAGGAUUCGUGCAUGGCGUGGGCAAGUUGGACGAGAUCAAGCAGCUACGGAGUCACAAGUAUGGUUUUAUACACCCCAUCACUCAGAAGCGCCUGGAGCGUGGAUUUAUCGAUCUUGAUACCCGUCUCCGUGGCUUGUAUGGCAAACUUCAAGAGUUCGACUUCCCAUCCGUCUUCUCAGGCUUUGCCAAUUCAACCACCUCGGCCGAAAGCAAGGUCAUCCGUUUCAAGAACUGGAAGAUCAACUUUCAAGAUUUCCGUCGCUUCACCAUGCAGUUCUACCGAAACAAAUACGGUGCCUGGCCACCAAAGGCGCGCUCCAAGAAGAACGACUUUGAGGAAAGUGGUCUGAACCGCCUUCUCCUUCGGGAUUUAUACCGGGACUUCACCGACUUGUAUGAUCUGCUGGUAGAUCGGUCCUCCCUGACCACUCGCACCAUUGAUUCGUCGGGAUCCGGCGGCGAUCCUUCCAAUACCGACCACAAGGACAUCACCAAGCGGGCGCUCCGCCAGAUUCUCAGCGAGUACGAUCGGAGUACCCCGCCAGUGCUUCCUCCGAUUCCUUUCGAUAUCCCUCAACUGCCAUCCGUCGAGCUUCUGCAUCGCAAGCCGCUGGAUGCGAAGAAGGAAGCCAAGCAGCGUGGUAAGAAGCUGAAGAACUCUGACAUCAACGCGGUCCUCAUGGAGUCCUACACUCGCGAGAGCAUGCGGCCUACCGCUUUCAUCGAAGCCUUCAUGCAGUUUGAGCGACGAUGCGCCAAUGGUAAGAGUGUCGAUGAUCUUAUUGACCUCCGUUGCGGCCAAUGGAUCUUCCUCUAUGCAGUGAUCCAGUCCCUCCCCAUGCUGGUAGUCGACGUUCCUGAGGUUCGGUUUUCCGAAGGUGUGGAAUACUUCCUCUGCAUUGCUCCUCGUGGGGGUGCUCCCUGGAUCCACAACGACACCAAGACUGCUCGCAGCUGGUUUGGUGUUGCUGGUGGUGCUGGUGUCGUCAGUUUGCCGUCGGACGUGGUCAUCAACGGUGUCGAAGGUGUUUAUCGUCGAAGCCACUGCUGGCAGGUGGCCGAGCAGUGGGCUGAAGCCGGUGCCCUUAUUGAACCGCCAGUGGGCAUGGUGGAGGAUGCCUAUGAAGAGAACGAGUCAUCGAUUUCGUCUCCUUACCAAGGUCAACAGUCCUCUGCAGGCUCUUCGUCUGAGCCACAACCCAACCACAUGUCGAUUCACGGUGGUCUGACCCCGCCUCCUCCCGCGAUUCCUCGUAAUCGCUCUCCAAACGCUGCCCAGCGAGCUGAUCACCGCCACUCCAUCUAUCCUGGUCUUGAGGCAUUGCCUCUUCCUGCAGGCAUUGCCCCCAUUGAGCCUCCCAGUCGCCCCAUCAGCCGGUUCAACCCGAACAUGAGUUUUGACGAUAUUCUGAGGGAAGUUCCCAACAAGGACAAGAAGAAACGUUGA
Molecule: messenger RNA, 2691 nt
Organism: Penicillium macrosclerotiorum
Lineage: Eukaryota; Fungi; Ascomycota; Eurotiomycetes; Eurotiales; Aspergillaceae
Exons: 2
Coding region: 1-2691 (896 amino acids)
Source: RefSeq, a predicted model, not a curated record